CAUUUACCUAUGCAACUAGAACCAACAGAGGCCACCUGUAUUGUUAUUAUUCCAUCACUGAUUUUUGGGGGUUCUACUGUGACCAACGGAAGAGACUCAGUGGCUCUCGUUACAUACAAUGACAGCGACAAUAUCCUCUCCAGUUUGCAGUGGCAAUGGCAAAAAGCGACGGUUUGAGAGGAAAAAUGACCAGCCUGGAAAUCCUUUCUCACACCGGGUUCCGGGGCAAAAGAUUGCUAUCAUCCCGUCUUUCACACUCGAGUCCGGCGUCGAAAUGCAGAAUGUCCCUGUGGCAUAUAUGAGCUGGGGAAAGCUCUCUGUUGGCGGAUCUAACGCCAUGGUUGUCUGUCAUGCUCUCUCAGGAAGCGCCGAUAUCAGCGACUGGUGGGGCCCUCUUCUCGGACCUGGCAAGGCUUUUGAUACCGACAAAUUUUUCGUUAUCUGCAUGAAUAGCCUGGGAAGCCCAUAUGGAACGGCCAGCCCUGUUACGGUCAAGAAUGGAAAUCUAGCCGACGGAUGGUACGGUGCCGACUUUCCGUCGACCACCAUACGCGACGAUGUCCGUAUUCAUCGGUUAAUCCUGGAUGACCUAGGAGUUCACCAAGUGGCUGCUGUCAUUGGUGGCUCCAUGGGCGGCAUGCUCACGCUCGAGUGGGCAUAUUUUGGCAAAGAUUACGUCCGUUGCAUCGUCCCCGUCGCAACUGCCAGUCAUCAGAGUGCCUGGGGAAUAGGAUGGGGAGAAGCCCAGCGUCAUGCCAUCUAUAGCGAUGCUAGGUAUAAGGAUGGUCGUUACAGCUUCCAUGAUCCUCCUGUUGCUGGCCUUGAGGCAGCCCGGAUGGCAGCGUUACUGACAUAUCGAAGCCGAGACUCCCUCGAGAGUCGAUUUGGGCGUGACAGGUCUAGCAAGAACGCAGAAGCUGCAAAUGGGUAUGAGACAAGUCUGGAGAUGCCAAUCCAAUCCAACAGUAAUGCCAACGCAAAGUCUCUGCAUCAGCUCAAUGGCAAUCAGACACGAAAAGAACCAUCACCAAACAAUGGGAUAUGUGUCCCUGUUCAAUCUUUCUUUCAUGAGAGCUGCAUCGCAUUCACACCAAAAGAUUCCGGUUUCGCAGCCCAGUCGUAUCUACGAUACCAAGCAAAGAAAUUCUCAAAUCGAUUCGACAGCAAUUGCUACAUUGCCCUUACGCACAAACUGGACUCCCACGACUUAUCACGGGGUCGUGCAGAUUCCAUUCCCGAAGCGCUGUCGAUGAUUCAACAACCCACACUUGUACUCGGAAUACGAAGUGACGGACUAUACACUCUGUCUGAGCAAGAGCAGAUUGCUCGGUGUGUUCCGAAUGCGAAAUUGAGAGAAAUCAUGAGCCAUGACGGCCAUGACGCGUUUCUCAUUGAGUCGCAUCAGUUGAACUGGUUGAUAAUAGGUUUCUUGUUCGAUAAUCUUGGCGAUAUAAUGCAGACACCAGCUAUAGUUUAA
Messenger RNA from Ilyonectria robusta, 1477 nucleotides. RefSeq names its product Alpha/Beta hydrolase protein. NCBI's taxonomy places the organism in Eukaryota, Fungi, Ascomycota, Sordariomycetes, Hypocreales, Nectriaceae. Gene Ontology annotation, biological process: L-homoserine metabolic process. The coding region runs from base 119 to 1477 and encodes 452 amino acids. The transcript is spliced from 3 exons. The record is from RefSeq and is a predicted model, not a curated record. Gene Ontology annotation, molecular function: homoserine O-acetyltransferase activity.